GCAUAUUGUCUCUGGAUAAAUUUUGAAGGGUGAGAAAAUUCUCAAGAAGGUUUUUGUUUUUUUCCCUCAAAUGUUUAUCUCCAUGCACCGCACUCACCAACCCAUCAACAUCAAUCAACUCAAGGGAGAAAAUGAUGCACAAGUUACAGAACUUUAAAAGCUUUUAAGGAGAUUAUAUGAUCCUGCAAAACCUCUCACCACCAUGAGAACCCUCUCUGUUCUGCCUUUUCAACAUUGCAGUUGCAGUAGUGUUGGUGGGGCUAGCAGCUUCAACAAAUCAUUCAUAUAUUGUUACACUACAAAACCAACUUUCAGUUCAACUCUUCGCUUCAAGAAUUGCACUCAGUUUCCUCUUUAUACUCAUGCUGUUUGUUCAGUGACACUAUCAGAAAUGACCACGGAACAGAGAGAAAGAGAAAGAUUUGAUGUAGAAAAAGCUGGGUUGUUGAUGAAGGAGCUUCGAACGAGCUUUAAUUCAGGAAAGACAAAGAGUUAUGAGUGGAGAAUAUCGCAGUUACAGAGUAUUGCUAAGAUGAUUGAAGAAAAUGAGAGGGAGAUUAUUCAAGCUCUUUUUGAGGACCUCUCCAAGCCCCAAUUUGAAUCCUUUGUAUCUGAGAUUUCAAUGACAAAAGGCUCAUGUAAGCUGGCUCUUAAAGAAUUGAAAUCUUGGAUGAAGCCAGAGAAGGCGAAAACUUCAAUGACAACAUAUCCGUCUUCAGCAGAAAUUGUAUCAGAACCCCUAGGAGUCGUGUUGGUCAUCUCAACUUGGAAUUACCCCUUCUUACUGUCUCUUGAUCCAGUCAUUGGAGCUAUUGCAGCUGGUAAUGCUGUUGUCCUUAAGCCAUCAGAAGUUGCUCCAGCCUCAUCGUUGCUGCUCGCAAAAUUAUUAGAGGAAUAUGUAGAUAAAUCCUCCGUGAGAGUUGUUGAGGGGGCUGUUGCUGAAACAUCUGCAUUGUUAGAGCAGAAGUGGGAUAAAAUUUUCUUCACAGGCGGUACAAGAGUAGGACGCAUUGUGAUGGCUUCUGCAGCAAAGCACCUUACACCUGUAAUCCUGGAACUUGGAGGAAAGUGCCCCGCUGUUGUUGAUUCAAAGAUUAAUUUACAAGUUACUGCAAGGAGGAUUAUAGCAGGCAAGUGGAUGGCCAAUGGCGGGCAAACUUGCAUUGCUGUUGAUUAUGUCAUAACAACAAAAGAAUUUGCUCCGAAUUUGAUAGAUGCUCUAAGAAAUGAACUGAAGGAAUUUUUUGGGAAGUAUCCAAUGGAAUCAAAAGAUCUAUCUCGCAUUGUGAACCCAUUCCACUUUAGACGUCUGGCAAGUCUCUUGGAUGAGAACAAGGUCUCUGAUAAGAUUGUUUAUGGAGGCCAAAAGGAUGAAAACCAAUUAAGGAUAGCUCCAACCAUAUUGUUGGAUGUUCCAGAAGAGUCCAUGCUAAUGAAGGAAGAGAUCUUUGGGCCAUUACUACCCAUUGUCACGGUUGAAAAUAUAGAAGACAGCUUCAAUGUGAUUAACUCAAAAUCAAAGCCUCUUGCCGCAUAUCUCUUCACUGAUGAUGAGCAGCUGAAGAAAGACUUUGUAAAGAACAUAUCCGCUGGGGCACUUCUCGUCAAUGAUGCUAUCAUUCAUACGACAGUUUCCUCCUUACCCUUUGGCGGAGUGGGAGAGAGCGGAAUGGGUUCGUACCAUGGUAAAUUUUCAUUUGAUGCAUUUAGUCACAAGAAGGGAGUGCUGUACAGAAGUUUUGCAGGAGAUUCAAGCACAAGGUAUCCACCAUACACACCUGAAAAGGAAAGAUUGGUUAAGGCCUUGAUGAGUGGUAACAUAUUAGGCAUAAUUCUUGCUUUGAUUGGAUGGUCUAAAGAUUGAUUUAUUUGUAUUUAAGCAUAAAUUUAUGUUAAUUAAAGUUGCUAAUAUAUAUAUAUAUAUAUAUAUACACAAAUCUUGGAUUCAAUGAGACAGCUUCUUGAGCUGUUUUAGGAAUGAUAAGAAUUUUAGCCAUUACACAAUUACCAAAUGAGCAAGUUAGUUUUACAAAGACAUAUACAAAUGGGA
Pistacia vera is the source of this 2050-nucleotide messenger RNA. Its product is annotated as aldehyde dehydrogenase family 3 member H1-like. Bases 203 to 1864 code for a protein of 553 amino acids. Gene Ontology annotation, biological process: aldehyde metabolic process. Lineage: Eukaryota; Viridiplantae; Streptophyta; Magnoliopsida; Sapindales; Anacardiaceae. Gene Ontology annotation, cellular component: cytoplasm. Gene Ontology annotation, molecular function: aldehyde dehydrogenase (NAD+) activity. The transcript is spliced from 12 exons. The record is from RefSeq and is a predicted model, not a curated record.